This is a messenger RNA of Nasonia vitripennis (jewel wasp), 708 nucleotides long. RefSeq lists its product as uncharacterized. Gene Ontology annotation, molecular function: nucleic acid binding. The coding region runs from base 1 to 708 and encodes 235 amino acids. The record is from RefSeq and is a predicted model, not a curated record. NCBI's taxonomy places the organism in Eukaryota, Metazoa, Arthropoda, Insecta, Hymenoptera, Pteromalidae. The transcript is spliced from 2 exons.
AUGGAACGUCAAAGAGUAGCUGAAGAGCUGCAUAAGCCAGCACGUCGCCGCUACAAGAGAAGAAAAUAUGACAUACGUGGCAUAGAUGAGACUUGGCAAGCUGAUCUUGUUGAAAUGAUACCUUACUCCAAAGAGAACAAAGAUUUUCAUUACUUACUCACUGUUAUAGAUAUAUUUUCAAAGUAUGCAUGGGCCGUCCCAGUCAAGUCAAAGAGUGAAUUCAGCAAACAAGGAAGCUACAAAUGGUUGAAUAUUCUGCCUAACUUGCUCAAAGUAUACAAUUCGAGAAAACAUCGGACAACAGGAAUCGAGCCUAAAAAUGUUAACCAGGCAAAUGAGAGAGAGGUCAAGAGACGUUUUCCUAAUGAAAAGUCACCAGCGAAAAAAACGAAAUUCAAAGUAGGAGAUAAAGUACGAAUAAGUAAGAUCAAGAAUGUUUUUGAAAAAGGUUAUACACCAAACUGGUCUACUGAAAUUUUCACAAUAACGCCAGUUAUAAAAACAAAUCCGAUAACUUACCACCUCAAAGAUUAUUAUGAUAAACCAGUCUCCGGUGGCUUUUAUGAAAUAGAAAUUCACAAAACAUUGUUUCCUGAAAUUUAUCUUGUAGAAAAAGUUUUGAAGAAAAGUGGUAAACGCGUAUUUGUUAAAUGGUUAGGAUUUAGUGACGAGCAUAAUAGUUGGAUAAAUAAAAAUGAAAUUCUUUAA